Drechmeria coniospora is the source of this 2349-nucleotide messenger RNA. Its product is annotated as C6 transcription factor. Gene Ontology annotation, cellular component: nucleus. The record is from RefSeq and is a predicted model, not a curated record. Gene Ontology annotation, molecular function: transcription cis-regulatory region binding; DNA-binding transcription factor activity, RNA polymerase II-specific; zinc ion binding. NCBI's taxonomy places the organism in Eukaryota, Fungi, Ascomycota, Sordariomycetes, Hypocreales, Ophiocordycipitaceae. Gene Ontology annotation, biological process: positive regulation of transcription by RNA polymerase II. The coding region runs from base 1 to 2349 and encodes 782 amino acids. The transcript has 3 exons.
AUGACGACCUCGGCUGGGAAGCCGAGCAAGGAGAAGCAUGCCUACGACAGCGACUCCUCCGACGGCCUCGACACUAGCCUGGGUCUCGGCAUCAAGUUGGCCUAUCCGGUGUUGCUCCCACCAGCCCCCACGGCGGCGACAAGCAUGACGCGCAAGAUGAAGGCUCGGAUUUGUGAAGUUCGUCCGCGGCCACGUCCGCUCCAUGGCUUGCCUCCGGUGUCUCCUUUGUCUCCCGUCCCUCCCGUGCCUCUCAAGCUCCCCGUCUCUUCCAAGAUGCCUCACACGUUGCGCUCACCGCCAGUUGUUCGCCCGCCGGUCGGGACCAACGCCAAGCGCAGGACGCUUCGAGACCGCAUUGAGGGAUGGUGGGACCUGGGGCUGUUGGAGAAAAGGCAAACGCUCCAUGGCGGCUUAACGAAGCAUCGAUUACAUGAAGAUCAGAACCGCCAACCUCUCUCCGACUACCUUUCAUCGCAUCGCCAACCACCAUUGGGCAUCUGGGGAAAACCCAACAUGUCGCUUCUCCGGCAGCUCGUCUCCGGCAGCAAGAUCCGCUCGUCGGAAGGCUGUUGGACAUGUCGUGUGCGGCGCAAAAAAUGUGCCGAGAAUCGGCCCGUAUGCGACACCUGUCGUGUGCUGGAAAUCACCUGCUACUUUCAGGACGAAAAGCCAGACUGGAUGGAUGGCGGGCCGAAGCAAAGAGAGAUGGGUGUCAGGAUCAAGGCUCAGGUCAAGAAGCAGGCGAGCUCUCGCCGCGAUCGCAAGUACCUCGAGAUGCUCGAAGCGGGCACCCGAUCGGUCAACCUCGAUGACAACGAGCCGGCACACGGCCCUCACGGCAGCCAGGAGCCCGCGGAAGCCACGCCAGGCAUGUCCGGCGCAUCCGACACGGAUCCGUCACCGCGCAGCCUCGAGAUGGGCUCGACGCCGGCGUCGACCAACACGAAUGGCACGUCGCCCCGCGAGGGCCCCUGGCACAGCCAGUUGUUCAGCCGACAGGCCGACCCGGACUCGACGCCGGACGUGGACAUACAUUUCCUCAUGAUCUACCUCGACUACGUGUUUCCCUACCUGUUUCCGCACUACCGUCCUCCCGUCCUCGCCGGCGGUCGAGGCUGGAUCCUCGACGUAAUCCAGAGCAACCGCUGCGUCUACCACACGGCCAUCUCCCUCGCCAGCGCCUUCUUCGCCAUCGUGCUCGCCAACGGCCAGGAGGAGCACGAAGAAUGCACAGCCAGGAUGGUGCACAAUCUCGAAAGCCAGCUCGAGCUGGGGCUCAAGGAGCUGCAGAAGGAGAUGCGCAUCCUCAACGCCGGCACCGCCUUUGACAAGCAAAAGGGCCUCGUCGUCAUGCAGAGCAUCAUCCAGAUGCUCUUCUUCGAGGUUGCCACGGCCAAAAAGGACAAUUGGAAGAUGCACCUCGACGCCGCCAUUGCCCUCUUCCUGCAGAUCGUGCCGCGGCCGGAGGAGUGGACGGAGACGCUCAACGACCUCUACACGCCAAAGUGGCCACCGCCCGAGCUCGGUCUCCGACGGCCGUGGAGCACGAACCAAGCGGCGCUGCGCUUCUUUACCGCCACCAUCAUGUACAUCGACGUCAUCUCGAGCGUCACCCUCGGCAACGCCCCGCGCCUGUACCCGUACCAGCCGGCCGUCAUCCCCGGAUGCGUCACCAUCCCGCGCGGCGUCGAGCCCGUCCCGGCCGGACCUCUCUUCCUCGAAGACUUCUUCGGCCUCUCCAACUAUAUGGUCCAGGCCCUGGCCGACGUGGCGGCGCUGGAAUCGUGGAAGCGGCUGCAGAAGCAGACCGGUUCGUUGUCGGUGAACGAGCUCGUCUCUCGCGGCCAGGUCCUCUCGGACGCCAUCAAGGGCGGCCUCCAGAUGCUCGAGGCCCAGGCCCAGGCCCACGAGGCCGCUCAACCUCGGUUUCAGCUGCUCGUCUCGGACCCCAUCACCUCGGACCCCCAAGAGCACCCGACGUAUCAGAUGAUAUGGCUGCUCGCGACCCUGAGCUAUCUCAACGUCGUCAUCUCCGGCUGGCAGCCGUCGAACCCGGAAAUUCGCUGGUCCGUGGCGAAGGCGACGGAGCUGCUGUCGCAGGUCCCCAGGGGCGCGUCCUUGCGGGCCCUGGCCUGGCCCUUUUGCCUCUCCGGCUGCCUGUCGCCGCCGGAGCAGCAGGAUGCGUAUCGGACCAUGGCGCAGCGCCUCGGCCCCUUGCAGAUAUUCGGAACGAUCAAGGAGGCCAUGGAGAUUAUGGAAAAGGUCUGGUCCAUCAGGGGGCAGAUUGACGAAUCAUGGGACAUGUGCAAGUGCCUCAACGUUUUGGGCCAUGGCGUUUUGCUUAUUUGA